Molecule: messenger RNA, 3173 nt
Organism: Coregonus sp. 'balchen'
Lineage: Eukaryota; Metazoa; Chordata; Actinopteri; Salmoniformes; Salmonidae
Source: the annotation of a GenBank genome assembly
GCAUGGCGGCUAUUCGUAAGAAGCUGGUGAUCGUGGGAGAUGGUGCUUGUGGGAAGACCUGUCUGUUGAUAGUCUUCAGUAAAGACCAGUUCCCCGAGGUCUACGUACCCACUGUCUUUGAGAACUAUGUGGCUGACAUCGAGGUGGACAGCAAGCAGGUAAUGCAUACAGACGCAACAUACACACUGUCUAUUUCUCAGUUGAAGGUGUAAACCAGGUUAGGUGAAAUACAUAGGCCUAAUUGCUAGUAGGUUUUGAAGGUGGCUUCAGUGUUGGUGUGUUCAAGGGUGGCAUUGCUGGUAUCGGCUGGUUGAGAUUGAGCUGGAUUUAUCUGUAGCUAUAGAGGCAGACGGGUAUAAUGGCACAGCACAUGUUUAUUCAGUUGACCAAGUAAUAUAAACAUAUUAGGCGCAGCAUAUGCUACUGAAUAAUGUAAUGAAUAUGUAAUCUAAAGUUGUAAUGUACGACCGUAUGGCGCUUUAUUAGAUAGAGGUCCGAGGGGGUUAUAAACCCAUGUGUCCUGUCCUCAAUAUGGUUCGACUAGAAAUCUGGGACAUCUAGCCUAGUUUUUAUUGGCUAAAUGAAUUCUACUUCAUGUGCCAUACUUGUCGAAGUGUCUUGCUCUAAUUUGCUUUCCCCACUUGCCCUUCUUGGUUGUGAGUUUUAUUUUUUCCCUUUAGUGUCAGAGUUAUGAAUGCCUUCAUGAAAUGUUCAGUUAUCCAUGUUCAAAGAGUUUUGUGUUUUUCUGACAUCCUCCUCUAUUCAUUAGUCAUUGAAGUUGACCUACCCCCAAAACCAAUAUCCAUUUAUCCUGAUUUUCCAAACAAUGUGCUGUGGGUUCAUGAAAGUCUGCAGUAUGCAGACAUCAUUAACUGUUGAAUUUACAUUUACGUUAUGUUUAUAUAGAUGGUAUAUGUAUGAUUUAUUUCUGUUGCCGUGGGUUUACUGAUAAACCCAGUCACUAGAACACUAACAGCUGCCAUACACUUGCCACUUUGAGCAAAUGUUUUUUGGGAGGUAAUAGGGCAGCACCAUGUUCUUGCUCAGCAGGCACUAAACAGGAAAUAUUUUUUAAAUGGAAAACUGAAAUGGGCAGUCUUUGAAGAUGAAUGAUAGAUAUAUUGGAUUCGGGUAGUACGCCCCCGGUUUCAAAACAAGGUCACGAUUUGAUACAUAUUGCAGUUCUAUAUGUAUAGCAAGUCCAUAAAGUAUCACAAUCCUCAACUGUAUAGAGAUUUUUUUUGCACGUCUGGCCCUAUGUGGAUUAACAGUGGUGGUUGUCUACUCUGUACUAGGUGGAGCUGGCUCUGUGGGAUACAGCUGGCCAAGAGGACUACGACAGGCUUCGCCCCCUCUCCUACCCCGAUACUGACGUCAUCCUCAUGUGCUUCUCCAUUGAUAGCCCAGACAGUUUGGGUGAGCUCACACGCACUCAGACUUGCUCUCUGUCUUACCAUCAUCAGCACACAGUUUCCUUUUAUGUCCGUUGCCAUUACGGGAAUGUAGGUGGUUUGUUCAGCCCAUUCUGGCUAGUGAAGUACUCACACAAGCAUAAGACAGCAAUAGCUCUUCUCUCCAACCCUCUGUACACUACCUACAGCUGGCAUAACGUACUGGGGCAUUGGUGUGUGUGCCUGUAUGACCCCCAACCUUUUGCUCUUUUACAGAGAACAUUCCAGAGAAAUGGACUCCCGAGGUCAAACACUUCUGUCCCAAUGUUCCCAUCAUCCUCGUAGGCAACAAGAAGGACCUGCGCAAUGAUGAACACACACGCCGCGAGCUGGCCAAGAUGAAACAGGUACGUAGAAAUAACACCAAUAUUUCCCCUCUCCACCAACUUCUCAGAUGGAAAAACAAACCGGGUUGAGAAAUAAAGUGCCGCGUUGGCUAUAAAGGUUUUGGGAAACUCACUCUAGGCCUAGAUCAGGGAUAGGCAAUUUUGAUGGGGGUGGGGGGACACAAAAAAUCUGAACUCCUCACGGGGGACCACAGUUGCUCGGGGUUCUGCAUACCCACAUCCAUCCCCCCAACAUUGUGAGCAAAACAUUUUAGUGGCCCCCCUCUUGACAGCGGAGAGAAAUUGUUGAUGUUUUGGAGUUAAUUUCAUGCAAUUCUACACAUUUUGUCAUGGAGUAUAGAGAAAAAUGUUAGUUUUAAAGCAAGUUUGCUGCAAUUGUACACUUUGCCAUAGGGCGAAGAGACGAUUUAGCAAUUUUAUAACAAAUUUAAUUUAUUCUACUCAUUUUGCCAUGAGGUGAAGAGGAACAUGAUGGUUAGAGCCAAUUUCCUGCAAUUCUACACAUUUUGCUACAGGGUGGAGAGAAAUGUUUGCAGUUUUUUAUAUUAUAUCUGAGUGAGACUUACUAAAAAAAAUCUAUGGGCCCCCCGGCAAAGUUCCCUCAACAUUUUUCCCAUACGGACCAAAUUUCAUGUCUGCUGAGCGCAAACUUGAACGUUGUGAAAAUUCUGUGCAACUUCCAGUGCACGUUUACUGUGAACAUUGAGGCUGUACCCGCUUUAAGUUUUAAGUUGCCAAGUAGGCUACUGUGGCUAUUUGAUCAUAAUCUAGGCCUACCAGAGUUGCCUACCAUCAAAAACAAUAGAAAAAAUGCAUCCCAUAACAUUUUAACAUGGAAAUUGCUGUUCUAUCAUUCAGCCUACAGUAGCAGCCAAUGUGUGGUGUUCAGUGUAGGUCUACAUUCCAUGAAACAUUUGGAAAAAAUGUGCAGGGCUUGACAUUAACCUGUUUAUCCACUUGUCCUUCAGACAAGGAGGUGACUCAAAAUGUUGUUUGAUGCAAGAAACCACUUUACAAAAUAAAAUGCAUUAUUAUUCCCAUACCAUUAUUACAGAGAAUCAGACAAUUGAUACGAGGGCCUUAAAAAGGGCCCGCCAGUUGCCCAUCCCUGGCAUUUACCAUUCAACUGUAUCUAUCACUCUUUCCCCAUUUAUAUGGUCAGUGUAUUCGUUGUCCUGACAGUCUCUCUUAACUCUCUCUGUAGGAGCCAGUGAAGCCAGAGGAGGGCCGUGACAUGGCCAACAGGAUUGGAGCGUACGGCUACAUGGAGUGCUCAGCCAAGUCGAAGGAUGGCGUACGAGAUGUGUUUGAGAUGGCCACCAGGGCGGCACUACAGGCCCGGAGGGGCAAGAAGAGCAAUAAAUGUCUCCUGCUG